Molecule: messenger RNA, 684 nt
Organism: Eruca vesicaria subsp. sativa (arugula)
Lineage: Eukaryota; Viridiplantae; Streptophyta; Magnoliopsida; Brassicales; Brassicaceae
Source: the annotation of a GenBank genome assembly
UUGUUUCUAUUUCCAAGUUUAUUCAAACAAACACACAUCGCUCGUCUCCUCAUCGCUUCUCGCUGAAACCAACUUCUCCAUAGUCUCCGAAAAGAACCCUAAAAUGGAUGGGCAUGAUUCUGAGGAUUCUUCUAAGCAGAGCACUGCUGAUAUGACUGCUUUUGUCCAAAAUCUUCUGCAGCAGAUGCAAACCAGGUUCCAGACAAUGUCCGACUCCAUCAUCACAAAGAUCGAUGACAUGGGAGGCAGAAUCAAUGAGCUUGAGCAAAGCAUCAAUGAUCUAAGAGCCGAGAUCGGAGUAGAAGGCACUCCUCCUCCUGCGGCCUCCAAAUCAGGCGACGAAUCGAAACCACCGGCUGGUUCCACUUGAAAAUCUAAGGUCCUGUUCCUUUUUGGUUAAGGAUGCUGAAAAACCUAUGAAAUUUGUUAAGUGCAGUAUUACUUUUUUUAAAAAGAAAACAAAAAAAAAAAACCCGUUUCAAAAGACAUGUAUAUGUUGUUGAUGAGUUCAUCAGAUAGAUUGAUGAUGUGGUGGUACAAUACAUUAUUCUGGAUUUAUGAUUUCAUUUCUAUGCUGGUUCUGAGAUAACUGACGAGACUACCGCUUGAAGGAUUGGCUAACCAAGUACUCUAUCUUGCUUUCUCAUUGUUCUAUACAGUUAAACUAAUUUGAAUUAAUUUAAA